AUCCAAACUAAAAUCCACACAAUCUGGUAACAACCCACCUUUAAUAAAAGGACUGGGAGAGUUGAACACGCGUCAACCCCACGAUAGUCAAGCACUCAGCAAGCCAGAAGAAGAACGGGUCAGCCUUUGGUGGUGUAUAUAUAUAACAUCUUCUUCAACAGCAGUUAAUUAACAUCAUAAAAUGGAUGCAGCAACGACAAUGGAUCAUGGUGGUGGCUGCAUAAUAAACCUAAGGAUUUUUGUGGUGGUAUUGCUGAUGACGAUGACCACCGUAGCUCAUGCUCAGGGUACCACUGACCCAGCCGAAGCGCGAGUCAUAAAUGAAAUGUUCAGCCAAUGGGGGAUACCGGAAACUUCAGGAGCACAGAUGGGAUGGAACCUUAGCGGAGAACCAUGCAGUGGUACCGCGGUCGAACAAGUUGACUUCGAAUCCCCUUCGUUCAACCCCGCCCUCAAAUGUGACUGUAAUUUCCCCAAUUCCACCUGCCACAUCAUCCAAAUAAAAGUUAUUGGAAUGAACGCUGCUGGUCCGAUCCCAGAAGGACUCUGGACUUUGACUUACCUUAUCAAUCUUAAUUUGAACCAGAACUACUUGACAGGCUCCUUGUCACCAUCCAUUGGCAAUUUAACUCGGAUGCAGUGGAUGACUUUUGGCGCUAACGCAUUAUCGGGGCCGGUUCCAGCAGAGCUAGGGCGGCUUACCGACCUUAGAUCGUUGGCAUUUGACACAAACAAUUUCAGUGGUUCCCUGCCACCAGAACUCGGAAAUUUGCGAAAAUUACAACAGCUUUACAUUGAUAGUUCUGGAGUUGGCGGUAAAAUACCUUCUACGUUUGCUAACUUACAGAAUUUGGUUACAGUAAGGGCUUCCGAUAAUGAAUUCACCGGGAGAAUACCUGACUUCAUAGGGAACUGGACAUUGUUAGAAUCCUUGAGAUUUAUGGGCAACUCUUUUAAUGGUUCAAUACCUCCUUCAUUUUCUAGACUCACCUCUUUGCAGGACUUGAGGAUAAGUGGUUUAUCUAAUGGAACUCUGGACUUCAUCAAGGAUUUGAAGUCGUUACGUGUUUUAGUUUUGAGGAAUAACCGAAUUUCUGGCACUAUUCCAACCGACAUCGGAGAAUAUCAAAAUCUGACACAACUGGAUUUGAGUUUUAACAAUUUGAGUGGGGAGAUUCCAAGAGAUUUGUUCAACUUGAGUCAACUCUCUUUCUUGUUUCUUGGAAACAAUAGCUUGUAUGGUACCCUUCCUGCCGUAAAGAGCGCAACUCUUCGUAAUCUUGAUUUUUCGUACAAUGAACUAUCCGGGACACUUCCUUCUUGGGUCAAUGAGCCAAACUUACAAAUUAACUUAGUCGUAAACAACUUCACAUUAGGAGAUUCGGGAAACAGCGGUUUGCCAUCAGGAUUGAAUUGCCUCCAAAGGAAUUUCCCUUGUGGGCGUGGGUCACCAAUAUAUAGUAGCUUUGCAAUCAAUUGUGGUGGUUCCGAAAUCACAUCGUCUAGUCAAAUAGUUUACGAUCAAGAAAACGAAACUCUUGGAGCGGCAACGUAUUAUGUGACUUCCGAAAGAAGGUGGGGAGUCAGCAAUGCCGGACAGAGGGAGAACCCGGCAUAUACAGCCUCGCUUGCACGUCAGUUCAACAGUUUAGAUUCAGCACUGUUUCAGACAGCACGAAUCUCUGCUGGAUCGCUAAGAUACUAUGGUUUAGGACUCGAGAAUGGUAACUACACUGUUAACCUCCAGUUUGCUGAAUUACAGAUAGAAGAUGGACCUACCUGGAGAAGCCUUGGAAGGCGCGUCUUUGACAUAUAUAUACAGGGAAACCGGGUGUUUAAAGAUUUCAACAUAAUAAAGGAAGCAGGCGGGGCCUCCUUUAGUCCUGUUUCAAGGCAAGCAACGGUUCGUGUUACAGAUAACUACCUUGAGAUUCAUUUAUUCUGGUCCGGAAAAGGGACUUGCUGUGUACCUACUCAAGGGGCUUUUGGACCUCUUAUCUCAGCAAUCAGUGCCACCCCAAAUUUCCGGCCCAGUGUGAGAAACACUCCAUUUUCCACAAAGAAGAAUAGGAAGAAUAGGACCGGUUUAAUCGUUGGGAUCUUGGUUCCCAUUGCAGUUGUUAGCUUUCUGUCACUAUUAGCUGUAUAUAUUUUUCGCAAGCGGAGCAAAAAGCAGGAUACUUCUGACACUUAUGAAGAGUUUGAGUUUUCGGGAAUUGACGCCAAACCAGAUACCUUUAGUUAUGGAGACCUGAGAGAUGCAACCAAUGAUUUUAGUCCUGAAAAUAAGCUUGGUGAGGGAGGAUUUGGACCAGUUUACAAGGGAACACUUGAUGAUGAGAGAGUAAUAGCUGUUAAACAACUCUCUGUAGCCUCUCACCAGGGCAAGACUCAGUUUAUUGCUGAAAUUGCAACAAUAUCGGCCGUCCAACAUCGCAACCUUGUCAAAUUAUACGGAUGCUGCAUUGAAGGAGACAAACGACUUCUUGUUUAUGAGUAUCUUGAGAACAAGAGUCUUGAUCAAGCACUAUUCGGAAACAAGAGGCUAUCUCUUAGUUGGGCCACCCGGUUUGACAUAUGUCUUGGGAUAGCACGCGGUCUUUCAUAUCUGCAUGAGGAAUCUCGGAUACGGAUUAUACAUCGAGAUGUCAAAGCUAGCAAUGUUUUACUCGAUUCCGAUCUCAAUCCUAAGAUCUCAGAUUUUGGUUUGGCCAAACUUUAUGAUGACAAGAAAACACACAUGAGUACUCGCGUUGCAGGCACAAUUGGGUAUUUGGCACCGGAGUAUGCAAUGCGCGGACACCUUACAGAAAAAGCGGAUGUGUUUAGCUUUGGAGUUGUAGCUCUAGAGAUUAUUAGUGGAAGGCCUAAUUCUGAUUCAACUUUGGAAGAUGAGAAAGUAUAUCUUCUUGAAUGGGCAUGGAACCUACAUGAAGCUAAUAGUGAACUAGAGUUGGUGGAUAAAGAACUGUCUGAAUUUGAUGAGAAUGAAGUAAAAAGAGUGACGAGAAUCGCCCUUUUAUGCACCCAAACCUCACCGAUGCAAAGACCACCAAUGUCCAAGGUGGUGGCAAUGCUUUCAGGAGACGUGGAAACAAGAGCUGUGAUUACUCGGCCUGGGUAUUUGGUCGGUCUUGAUUUUGAAGAUGAUACAACGACCUUUAGAAGUGCUCUUCCAACUUCAGUUACAGAUCAUGUGCCAAACACAAGUCACUCCACUGUUUAAUAAAACUCACGUAAUAAUGCUACUAGACCGAUACUUAAUGAUAUCAUUUGAGGAGGUUAGUGAUAAUGACGAGGUUUUCUUGAUUAGUUCUCGUUGUACUAUCAUGUUUUAGCUUUGUAAUCAAAGACAAA
Helianthus annuus (common sunflower) is the source of this 3357-nucleotide messenger RNA. Its product is annotated as probable LRR receptor-like serine/threonine-protein kinase At1g56140. Bases 182 to 3226 code for a protein of 1014 amino acids. Gene Ontology annotation, molecular function: ATP binding; protein kinase activity; protein binding. The transcript is spliced from 25 exons. Gene Ontology annotation, biological process: protein phosphorylation. NCBI's taxonomy places the organism in Eukaryota, Viridiplantae, Streptophyta, Magnoliopsida, Asterales, Asteraceae. The record is from RefSeq and is a predicted model, not a curated record.